Molecule: messenger RNA, 2160 nt
Organism: Closterium sp. Naga37s-1
Lineage: Eukaryota; Viridiplantae; Streptophyta; Zygnematophyceae; Desmidiales; Closteriaceae
Source: the annotation of a GenBank genome assembly
AUGUCACUCCACCCGUCCUUUCGACGCGCAUCCCCUCGUGCCUCGCUUCCCGUCGUCGCGCCGCGCCUCGCCGGUGCUUCCUGUCUCAUCGUGGCGCUUCCCCUCCCCGCGUCACGCCUCCGCUCCUUACGUCGCCUCCCCGCGUCACGCCUCCGCUCCUUACGUCGCCUCCCCGCGUCGCGCCUCCCCUCCCCUCAACGCGCCAGCACCCGCGUCGCGCUGCCCCUCGUCGCGCCUCAUUCCCCCCCUCCGCUUCUCCUUAUCCCCCCCUCCGCAUUAGUUCAUUCCCCCCUCCGUUUCACCUCAUUCCCCCCUCCGUUUCUCCUCAUUCCCCCCUCCGUUUCUCCUCAUUCCCCCCUCCGUUUCACCUCAUUCCCCCCUCCGUUUCUCCUCAUUCCCCCCUCCGUUUCUCCUCAUUCCCCCCUCCUCUUCUCCUCAUUCCCCCCUCCGUUUCUCCUCAUUCCCCCCUCCGUUUCUCCUCAUUCCCCCCUCCGCUUCUCCUCAUUCCCCCCUCCGUUCCUCCUCAUUUCCCCCUCCUCUUCUCCUUAUUUCCCCCUCCACCCUCUCCAAGCCUCCCCAUGCCUCUCCAAGCCUCUCCAUGCCUCACCGUGCCUCUCCAAGCCUCUCCAUGCCUCUCCAUGCCUCUCCAAGCCUCCCCAUGCCUCCCCAUGCCUCUCCAUGCCUCCCCAUGCCUCCCCAUGCCUCCCCAUGCCUCCCCAUGCCUCCCCAUGCCUUCCGAAACCCUCCCCAUGCCUCCCCAUGCCUCCCCAUGCCUCUCCAUGCCUCCCCAUGCCUCCCCAUGCCUCCCCAUGCCUCCCCAUGCCUUCCCAUGCCUCCCCAUGCCUUCCGAAACCCUCCCCAUGCCUCUCCAUGCCUCUCCAUGCCUCUCCAUGCCUCUCCAUGCCUCCCCAUGCCCCUCCAUGCCUCUCCAAGCCUCCCCAUGCCUCUCCGUGCCUCUCCAAGCCUCUCCAUGCCUCUCCGUGCCUCUCCAAGCCUCCCCAUGCCUCCCCAUGCCUCUCCAUGCCUCCCCAUGCCUCCCCAUGUCUCCCCAUGCCUUCCGAAACCCUCCCCAUGCCUCCCCACCGCCUGCACCGCCUGCAUCCUGUCUUGCCCCCAUCAGCAGUCGCCGGCAUGCAUGCUGACGUGGCAGUGAGCGUGCCGGUUUUGUGCAGCGUCAUGCAUGCACAUGGCGGUGGCAGCGUGAGCGGUGUUCUCCCCACUCCAUUCAUCCACGGCUUGCGAUCUCUUCGCAGCGCCAGCGCAGGUGAGGAGGAGAGGCGGACAGGUGAGGAGGAGAGGCGGACAGGUGAGGAGGAGAGGCGGACAGGUGAGGAGGAGAGGCGGACAGGUGAGGAGGAGAGGCGGACAGGUGAGGAGGAGAGGCGGACAGGUGAGGAGGAGAGGCGGACAGGUGAGGAGGAGAGGCGGACAGGUGAGGAGGAGAGGCGGACAGGUGAGGAGGAGAGGCGGACAGGUGAGGAGGAGAGGCGGACAGGUGAGGAGGAGAGGCGGACAGGUGAGGAGGAGAGGCGGACAGGUGAGGAGGAGAGGCGGACAGGUGAGGAGGAGAGGCGGACAGGUGAGGAGGAGAGGCGGACAGGUGAGGAGGAGAGGCGGACAGGUGAGGAGGAGAGGCGGACAGGUGAGGAGGAGAGGCGGACAGGUGAGGAGGAGAGGCGGACAGGUGAGGAGGAGAGGCGGACAGGUGAGGAGGAGAGGCGGACAGGUGAGGAGGAGAGGCGGACAGGUGAGGAGGAGAGGCGGACAGGUGAGGAGGAGAGGCGGACAGGUGAGGAGGAGAGGCGGACAGGUGAGGAGGAGAGGCGGACAGGUGAGGAGGAGAGGCGGACAGGUGAGGAGGAGAGGCGAACAGGUGAGGAGGAGAGGCGGACAGGUGAGGAGGAGAGGCGGACAGGUGAGGAGGAGAGGCGGACAGGUGAGGAGGAGAGGCGGACAGGUGGAGAGAGGACACAUGGGCAGGGAGAGGAGGGACACAUGGAGAGAGAUACUAUGGGGGGAAGGGAGGGCGAGCGAUUGAGGGAAGCAGGGCCGAGAGUGGGGGGAAGCAGACUGAAGCAGUGCGUCGUGGGCUGGUACUGCUCCGUGAGUGGCGUGGCGGUGCGGCUAAAGGGGUUCGCCUCGGGGCGGAUCCAAUCGUAG